CAUCGAACUGCGAGAGCCUGGCAAGCGCCUCCAAUGCGCCGCGUGCUGCCCCCAUUGCUUUUGCUGCUCGCAUCCUUUCCUUCCUAGCACAGCCAUGGCGGAGCCAGUGGAGAAGCAGUACCGCGCCGAGUACGCCAAGAGCGGCCGGGCUUCGUGCAAGAAAUGCGGCGACAACAUCGCCAAGGACUCGCUCCGCCUGGCCAUCAUGGUGCAGUCUCCCAUGUUUGAUGGCAAAGUACCCCACUGGCAUCACUUUACUUGCUUCUGGAAACGUGCUCGACUGAUAUCCCAUGCUGAGGUGGAUGGCUUCUCAGAACUGCGUUGGGAGGAUCAGGAGAAGAUUAAAAAAUCUAUUGAAACCGGUGGUGCUGGAACAGGGAAAGCAGGCAAAACCGAAAAGAAUUUAAAUGAUUUUGCGGUAGAAUAUGCAAAGUCCAACAGAAGUACCUGCAAAGGCUGUGAACAGAAGAUAGAAAAGGGUCAUAUUAGAAUUUCAAAGAAAAUGGUACACCCUGAGAAGCCUCAGUUGGGGAUGAUAGACAACUGGUACCAUACUGCCUGUUUCAUCAGCCGCCGAGGAGACCUGGGUUUUCUUGCUACCUUUAGUGCACCUCAGCUCUUAGGAUUUGCGAUCCUGAAUACAGAAGAUAAAGAGUCUCUGAAAAAGGAACUGCCUGCUCUCAAGAAUGAAGGAAAGAGAAAAGGAGAUGAAGUAGAUGCUACUGUGGUAUCUAAAAAGAAACCAAAAAAGGAGAAAGAAAAGCCAUCAAAACAGGAGAAACUGCUAAAGGAGCAGACAGAGCUGAUCUGGAACAUCAAAGAUGAACUAAAGAAAGCAUGUUCCACCAAUGACCUCAAAGAGCUCCUAAUUGCCAACAAACAGGAAGUUCCUUCUGGAGAAUCUGCUAUCUUGGACCGUGUUGCAGAUGGGAUGGCUUUUGGGGCUUUGCUGCCCUGUGAGGAGUGCAAAGGCCAGUUUGUGUUCAAAUGUGAUGCUUACUACUGCACUGGGGACAUCACGGCUUGGACCAAAUGUGUUGCCAAGACACAGUCCCCCAACAGGAAAGAAUGGAUCAUCCCAAAGGCCUUUCGGGAAAUCACAUACCUGAAGAAAUUCAAGUUUAAAAAGCAGGAAAGAGCUUUCUCUCCAGAGGCUGUAUCUACAAACUCUAUACCACCUCCAGCAGUUUCCGUGCCUGUUAUAGAAAACUCCACCACCCCAGCAGAUAAACCAUUAAAUAGCAUGAAGAUUUUAGUCCUUGGGAAAUUGUCAAAAAACAAGGACGAAAUCAAAUCUGCCAUUGAAGAACUUGGAGGAAAGGUGACAGCUACUGUGAAUAGAGCAAACUUGUGCAUAAGCUCACAAAAGGAAAUUGAAAAGAUGAAUAAGAAGAUGGAGGAGGUGAAACAGGCCCAGGUGCGCGUUGUCUCAGAGGAGUUCCUCCAGGAUGCAAAGUCCUCCAGCAAAGGCUUCCAGGAGCUUUUGUCACUCCAUGCGCUCUCUCCGUGGGGCACAGAGGUCAAGCAGGAGCACAAAGAGGUGUUUGUGGCAGAAAAAUCCAGCGGACACACGAACAUGAAAAGCAUUGGAAAGAACAAGGAAGAACAAGGAACCAGUAAGUCUGAAAAGAAAAUGAAGCUGACAGUGAAAGGCGGUGCUGCUGUAGAUCCUGAUUCAGGCUUGGAAGAUUCUGCUCAUGUCUUUGAAAAAGGUGGUAAAAUCUUCAGUGCCACUCUUGGUCUGGUUGAUAUUGUCAGGGGAACAAAUUCAUAUUAUAAGCUUCAAUUACUGGAAGAUGACAGAGAACUCAGAUACUGGGUUUUCCGUUCCUGGGGUCGUGUUGGCACAACCAUUGGGAGCAAUAAACUAGAACAGAUGCCAUCUAAAGAAGAAGCCAUUGAACAUUUCCUGAAUCUGUAUGAGGAAAAGACAGGGAACUCCUGGCAUUCCAAAAAUUUCACAAAGUAUCCCAAGAAAUUCUAUCCUCUGGAAAUAGACUAUGGACAGGAUGAAGAAGCGGUAAAGAAACUGACAGUGAGUGCAGGAACCAAAUCAAAGCUUCACAAGGCAGUCCAAGACCUUAUUAAGAUGAUCUUUGAUGUGGAAAGCAUGAAGAAGGCCAUGGUGGAAUUUGAGAUUGACCUCCAGAAAAUGCCUUUGGGGAAGCUAAGUAAGAGGCAGAUCCAGAGUGCAUACUCCAUCCUUAAUGAGGUUCAGCAGGCAGUUUCUGACGGUGGCACAGAUUCACAGAUACUGGAUCUCUCCAAUCGCUUUUACACUCUAAUCCCUCAUGACUUUGGGAUGAAAAAACCUCCCCUUUUAAACAGUCUGGACUACAUUAAGUCCAAAGUGGAGAUGCUGGACAAUCUGCUUGACAUUGAGGUGGCCUACAGCCUACUCAGGAGCGGUGCUCAGGAUGGGGAUAAGGAUCCAAUAGAUGUGAACUAUGAAAAAUUGAAGACUGAUAUCAAGGUAGUAGACAAAGACACAGAUGAAGCCAAGAUCAUAAAGCAGUACGUUAAGAAUACCCAUGCAAGUACCCACAAUGCAUAUGACUUGGAAGUUGUGGAGAUUUUCAAGAUUGAACGUGAAGGAGAAAAUCAGCGUUAUAAGCCUUUCCGAGAAUUGCACAAUCGUCAGUUACUCUGGCAUGGUUCUCGCGCGACCAACUACGCUGGUAUUUUGUCGCAAGGUCUUCGAAUAGCUCCCCCUGAAGCUCCUGUGACUGGCUACAUGUUUGGGAAAGGUAUCUACUUUGCAGAUAUGGUGUCUAAGAGUGCCAACUACUGUCAUACUUCGCAGACUGAUUCAGUAGGCUUAAUCUUGCUGGGAGAAGUUGCCCUUGGAAAUAUGUAUGAACUGAAAAAUGCCUCUCAUAUAACCAAGUUACCGAAAGGAAAACACAGCGUCAAAGGUUUGGGCAAAACAGCACCAGAUCCUUCAGCCACAGUGUCUCUUAAUGGCGUGGAUGUUCCUUUAGGCCCUGGCAUCCCAUCUGGAGUUAGCAAUACCUGUCUUUUAUAUAACGAAUAUAUCGUCUAUGAUGUUGCUCAGGUAAAUCUGAAGUACUUGCUGAAGCUGGAUUUCAAAUAUAAAACUUCCCUCUGGUGAACAAGAAUCAAACUUGUUAAAAGAGUUAAUGCUAUAAAACCUGCUGAAACAUCGAAGUAUUCCUACCACUGCUGAGAUACAAGAACUAAGUUUCAGGGCUAUGCUGACCUUAAUCACUUUUGUAAGGAUUUUUCUUUACUCUCUUGUGGCUACAACACAUGAGAUUGAAUACUAUGAGAAUUUUGUGUCCCUCCCCCCUCUCCCUUCCUCUCUUUGGUCCAUACUAGUUUGGGGACUGCUGUGUCUCUUCUAACCAUUAAGCAACAGACCAAAAUACUACUAAAAACUCUUGGUUAUAGCCUUUGCUAAGUGAGGUAGGGGACGAACUUAGAACUGUUUGCAGAUACAUUGGAUUUUCUUCCAAAAUCCACACAUCUUCCUUAGUUUCUAUUAUGAAUAAAUGUUAAACCUGUUUAUUUUGAAGCAAAAAAUAAAAGCUAAUUUCAUACUAA
Messenger RNA from Anolis sagrei ordinatus, 3564 nucleotides. RefSeq names its product poly(ADP-ribose) polymerase 1 (gene PARP1). The record is from RefSeq and is a predicted model, not a curated record. Gene Ontology annotation, cellular component: nucleus; nucleolus. Gene Ontology annotation, molecular function: zinc ion binding; NAD+-protein mono-ADP-ribosyltransferase activity; NAD binding. Gene Ontology annotation, biological process: double-strand break repair; protein poly-ADP-ribosylation. Lineage: Eukaryota; Metazoa; Chordata; Lepidosauria; Squamata; Anolidae.